CCACACAGGAUUUUCAGGAUCCCGCCAUCUCGCCACUCUAUGCAAAACUUGAUGCUGACCUACCUCCUGCUUUGUUCCAGUGCGGUACAGUUGACUGCUUGCUAGAUGACACAACUUUUAUGGCAGCUCGGUACACAGCUGCUGGUAAUCGUGCCGUCACCAAGAUUUACCCGGGAGCUCCACACGUAUGCGUACUUCGUUCGUUGACCAAAGCUAACAGACCAGGGAGUGACGACCAUCUUCAACAAACAAGGCCAGGAGUCUGUAGAUGCGAUGAUAGUGUUUAUCAAGGAAUUGCUUUAGAAAGGCGCCAAAUUCCGUAUGUACUACUAUGUAGUGCCCAUUAGGAGUAGGAGACCAUAACAAUCAGGGGCAUACAAGGAGCACAAAAGAGGGUGACGUGUCUUCUUUGUCUCUCUCGUUGACGGUCUCAA
Messenger RNA from Protomyces lactucae-debilis, 434 nucleotides. RefSeq lists its product as uncharacterized. Lineage: Eukaryota; Fungi; Ascomycota; Taphrinomycetes; Taphrinales; Protomycetaceae. The transcript has a single exon. The record is from RefSeq and is a predicted model, not a curated record. Bases 120 to 347 code for a protein of 75 amino acids.